GAACUCAGAAUGCGAGUAGCUUUAAACAUUGAUAGCCAAUCAAUAUGGAUUGAUAAAAAUAAAACGACUAAUAUAGUAUGAAUGGUUGUGAUUACUUUUUUUGGUAUGUAAGAAUAAUUUGCGUUUCAUUUCUUUAUAACUGAAAUUUAACCGAUUUAACUGAACAUGUCUUAUCCUACUCGAACUAUUAAGAACUUCCUUAAAAUAGGCCCCAAAGAAUAUUUGAGACAAUUAUUGUAUAUUGGAGACACUAAGGCUGGGAAACUUGUUGGAACAGAUAAGUAUGGAAAUAAAUAUUACGAAGAUAAAGAAGAAUUUUUCGGUCGAGAUCGAUGGGUAGAUUAUGCUGAACACUAUGGUGAUGCUAGCCAAAUUCCCUCUCAAUGGCAUGCCUGGAUGCAUAAGAUUGUGGAGCAUCCUCCCACUAUUGAUCCUCCGCCGAGCCCAAAGUUUCUUUCCCCUCAUACUGAAAAUGUUACAGGAACCCGUAAAGCUUUUAGAACAUAUAAUACAACAGCUCCUAAAAUUCUUGCUUGGGAACCAAAAGUUAAUCGCAGAGAAUAAUAUAAAUAUUUUUAAACCUCUUAUUUAUUUUAUUUCAUUAGUUUUUAUUUUAUUUUAUUUUUUUUGAUUUGAACAAAAUAGAUUAUUAUAAUGUUUUACAAACAAUAUAAUCAAGAAUUAUAAUCAACAUCUAAUGACCAUCUAAAAUUAGUAAGAAAUCAAUAAAAACUAUAAUUGCUUUGUGUUCUGAUAC
Messenger RNA from Rhizophagus irregularis DAOM 181602=DAOM 197198, 757 nucleotides. RefSeq lists its product as uncharacterized. The record is from RefSeq and is a predicted model, not a curated record. Lineage: Eukaryota; Fungi; Glomeromycota; Glomeromycetes; Glomerales; Glomeraceae. Gene Ontology annotation, biological process: response to oxidative stress; mitochondrial respiratory chain complex I assembly. Gene Ontology annotation, cellular component: membrane.